UCGAGGAUAGGUCUUGUGUUGGCUUACAGCUUAAGCAUUUGUAUGUUCACUUCGGUAUUGACAUAGAGUUGGUGCAUGGAAACUAUCGUUAACUAAUUUUGACAUACAUCAGUAUUGUUGGAACUAGUUUUACACAGUUGGGCUGCGGUACUCUUUGCUCGUAGAUCAUGUCUGGGUUGGAAACAAACGGAGCGAAUGGGGAUCGCGUUGACGCCAGACGUGAGGGUGAAUCAGGAGGUGCACAGGCGUCUGCUAGUUCUUCAGAGCUCAUGCAGGUGGAUGCCAAGCCCAAGUCCUACUCUUUCAGAUACAACCUCAACUACCCCAGCAUGGGCCACUGUAUCAUCAUUAACAACAAGAACUUUGACCGCAGCACAGGCAUGAAUGUGCGGAAUGGCACAGAUGUCGAUGCAGGAAAUGCCAUGAAGGUGUUUGGGAAGCUUGGUUACAAAGUGAAAGUGUUCAAUGACCAGACUGUGGAUCAGAUUUUACAGGCCUUAACUGCAGUUGCUAAGGAUGACCACAGUCGCUGUGCCUCAUUUGUGUGUGUGCUCCUGAGCCACGGGGACGAGGGGGUGUUUUUCGGCACUGACCGUUCCAUUGAGAUGAAGACUCUCACCAGCCUGUUCAGGGGGGACCGCUGCACCUCUCUGGUGGGCAAGCCCAAACUCUUCUUCAUUCAGGCAUGCAGAGGAACCGAUCUGGAUGGAGGGAUCGAGGUUGACAGUAACCCUGACGGCUCUCCGGAGAGAAUCCCUGUGGAGGCUGACUUCCUGUAUGCCUACUCCACUGCACCAGGUUAUUAUUCCUGGAGGAACACCACGACAGGCUCCUGGUUCAUGCAGUCCCUUUGUGAGAUGUUCACCAAAUACGGCAAAGAGCUGGAUCUCCUGCAGAUCAUGACCCGCGUCAACCACAAGGUGGCACUGGACUUUGAGUCUGUCUCCAACAUGCCCGGCUUUGAUGCCAAAAAGCAGAUCCCCUGCAUUGUGUCCAUGCUAACCAAAGACAUGUACUUCACAUCCUAAAAGGGAUAAGAAGCUUGUCUCUUUUUUUUUUUUCUUCAGGUGUUCA
Molecule: messenger RNA, 1074 nt
Organism: Clupea harengus (Atlantic herring)
Lineage: Eukaryota; Metazoa; Chordata; Actinopteri; Clupeiformes; Clupeidae
Gene: casp3a
Product: caspase 3, apoptosis-related cysteine peptidase a
Exons: 7
Coding region: 168-1028 (286 amino acids)
Biological process (GO): proteolysis; neuron differentiation; apoptotic process
Cellular component (GO): death-inducing signaling complex; cytoplasm
Molecular function (GO): cysteine-type endopeptidase activity
Source: RefSeq, a predicted model, not a curated record